This is a messenger RNA of Eutrema salsugineum, 1658 nucleotides long. Its product is annotated as UPF0481 protein At3g47200. The record is from RefSeq and is a predicted model, not a curated record. The coding region runs from base 1 to 1569 and encodes 522 amino acids. The transcript has 5 exons. Lineage: Eukaryota; Viridiplantae; Streptophyta; Magnoliopsida; Brassicales; Brassicaceae.
AUGGCCAAGGAGAAACAAAUGAUGAUGGAUCUAGAACAAGGAUUAGAUCCAACUAAUAAAAUAAAAUACGAAGCAGUUGGUAACGUGGGUAGAUGUACCAAAGGUUAUCGUGGUAACGUGGGUAGCUUGGCCGAAGCUUUUCGUGGUCCAUGGGCUCCUCCUAACCAUGUUACAAAGCCAAGUAAAUCUAAAGAACCAAAAGAGCAAGAGUUGAUCGAGGACCAAACCAAGGAGAAUGAAACCGGAUCUAGUAACAUGGGUAGAUGGAGCGAAGGAUUUCGUGGUCCAUGGGAUCAAGUAACAAGAGUUGAUCGUGGAACAGCUCAGAAGGAUUCCUCUGAGUCUGCGAUUCCCGGUUUGUGGUCUUCUACUUUAAGCAAAGAGUUUUGUUGCAUCUAUAGGGUACCGAACCGGUUACGGAGAGUGAACACAGAUGCAUAUACUCCUCAGAUGCUUCUAAUCGGUCCACUUCAACAUUCUAAGAAAGCUGAUGCCCUUGAGCUCUCCAAAACGGAAUUAAGAUAUUUGGACUAUAAAAACAGGGAGCAUCACAAGAAGAAAUACCUUACUGAUAUUGCAACUAUAUAUGGGGAUCAAACUAUCGAAGAGUUCAGGAGAAUCAUUAAAAGAGAUGAAGAAUACAUAAGAAAAAGUUACGCCGAAAAUACAGAAUGGAUCAUAUCUCGAGAGUUCGUGGAAACGAUCCUCCUUUACUCGAUAUUCAUACUAAGGUUCUUCAUUCAGACCGGUACUCAAAUAUUUAGCAGGAAAGAUGAUAUUCUUUUCAAGGAACCUUGUCUCAUAACCACUAUUUUAGAAGACCUAGUGUUGCUCGAGAAUCAACUUCCUUUUGUUCUUUUAGAGGAACUCUUUGAACUUCUCCAACUCCAAACCGAGGAAACGUUCCGUGACAUUGUCCUUCAAAUUUUUGGAUUCGAAGGAAAGAUAAAAAAAGAAGUCAAAUUCCGACAUUUUACAGAGUUGUUUCGACUUGUCCGUGUUGAAACACUUGGUUCGACUGAAGAAUUACUAGAAAAAUCUGAGAAACCAAGGAGCAUAAAGAGUCUACACAAACACAAUGCAGAGAAACUAGCCAGUGCAGGAGUGGAUUUUGUAAAUGCGGAUGUAGAAAAUAAUUUAUCGUUGGUGAUUAAUUUUGAAGAAGGAAUCUUGAAAAUGCCUUGUUUUGUAGUGGAAGACAACACGGAGAGAGUUAUGAGGAACAUAAUGGCAUUCGAGCAAUGUCACUACCCUUUCUUAGCCUUUGUUUGUAACUACAUCACCUUCUUGGAUUUCCUCAUCGACACAGAGCAAGACGUUGACUUGCUCUUCAAGAAAGGAGUUGUAAAAAACUGGUCGAGACGUCCAAGUUCGGUGACGGAAAUGGUCAACAAAAUGUGUCUAGAAAUCGCUGAUCAUGGCUCUAACUAUUACAAUAUAGCCGAAAGCCUCAUCAACUACUACAAUAACUCUAUCCACAGAUCCCUCGAUACUCUCCGGCGAGUCUACUUCAAAGACCUUUGGACCGGUACUGCCACACCGUUGGCGCCGUCAUUAUCCUGGUGUUGACUUUGAUUGGGACGGUUGCUUCCGUUCUCCAAGUGAAGCAGAAUAGCAAUAAUUCUGCUAAGUCUCCGCCGCCUCCGCCUUCGGCUUGA